CGUUUCAGUUUUUGUUGGUAGUUCUCCGUAACUGGGUGGGUCAGAGGGUUUUUCUCUUUCAUUUCGUACUUAUUUUCUUCCUACACACAAAUGUGAUUUCAAUUAAUGAUAUUUAUAGUUUGUAAUAUAUCUCUACUUUCUUUAUGGACAAAUUUUUGUAAUAGAAAAAAAAUAGACGAUUAGAAAGAAAAUAUUGUGUAGGUCAGAACUAUUUGCCACAUAAGGAUAUUAUAAAUAUAAUUAUAAAAUAGUGCAAGUUAUUAAAGCGAUAUAUCCGAUAAUAAAGAUUACGAAAUCAUGGCAACCAUAAUUCACGAAAUUAUCGAUGGUUAUCGAUAUUUGAAUGAAGAACUUGAAGAUCCCAGAACAAGAAAUUGGUUUUUAAUGGGUUCACCAUGGCAGUGUUUAGCGAUAUUAACUUUUUACAUAUACUUCAUUUAUAAUCUUGGGCCUAAAAUAAUGAAAAAUAGAUCACCAAUAAAUUUAGACAGAAUUAUGCAAGCAUACAAUGUUGUACAAAUACUUUUAAGCAUUUAUAUUUUAUAUAUGGCUGUAAGAUUAGGAUCGCCGAAUAAUUACAAGUAUGCUUGCGAAGCUGUAGAUUAUUCUAAUGAUCCAAUUGCCAUCCAGAUUGCUUCUGUGGUCCAUUUAUAUUUCGUAGUGAAAAUAAUCGAUUUGUUAGAUACAGUUUUCUUUGUUCUUCGUAAAAAGCAAAAUCAAGUAUCAUUUCUGCAUGUGUAUCAUCACACAGGCAUGGUUUUAACUACUUGGGCUGCCGUAAAAUAUUUACCAGGAGGUCAUGGCAUAUUACUAGGUAUUAUAAAUUCAUUUGUUCAUUUAAUCAUGUAUUCGCACUACUUGGUUAUGUCACUUAAAAUAUUUAAACCUUGGUGGAAAAUUUAUAUAACUCAACUACAACUUGUCCAGUUCUUCUACUUAAUUUUUCACUUUUCUCGACUUAUUUGGAUGAAAGAGUGCGCUUAUCCACGUUGGCCCGCAGCCGUCAUGAUACCUCAAAAUUUCUUCAUGAUUAUUCUUUUUGGUGAUUUUUACUACAAGACUUAUAUGAAAAAAUCAGCAAAAAAACUCGCUGAAGAUUGAAAUAAUCGAAAAGUACGAAACAUAUUAAGCCAUACCUGAGACUAAAAUUUCAUUCAUAAAUCUUGAUUUGAAAAUAUUUAUUAUUUUGAAUCUGCCCAAGGAGACAUUAUUUUAUUUCGUAUAUUGAUAAUCGAGAUACAAUAAUAUAGGAUUAUAUAUGUAUAGAUAAAUAUUUUAAGCAAUCAAACAAAGCAUUUUUAUAUAUGAAAUUCUGUGUUCUAAGUAAUCAAUAAGAGUCUAUUAAGAA
Molecule: messenger RNA, 1348 nt
Organism: Ceratosolen solmsi marchali
Lineage: Eukaryota; Metazoa; Arthropoda; Insecta; Hymenoptera; Agaonidae
Product: elongation of very long chain fatty acids protein 7
Exons: 5
Coding region: 298-1101 (267 amino acids)
Biological process (GO): fatty acid elongation, saturated fatty acid; fatty acid elongation, monounsaturated fatty acid; very long-chain fatty acid biosynthetic process
Cellular component (GO): endoplasmic reticulum membrane
Molecular function (GO): fatty acid elongase activity
Source: RefSeq, a predicted model, not a curated record